CCUUCUUUCUUUCUCUCCAACCUCACCAAACCCAGAUCCGAUCGGGUUGUUUGAUUGAGUCGAGGUUGGCAAUCCUUCGAAACCGAGAGUGGUUGAGGCUUUGCGUUGGCGAUCCUUCGAAACCUAGAGUGGCUGGGGUUGUGCUGGGUUUGACGAACCUAGUCGAUUUGGGUUUCAACGAACCUAGCUGUGCUGGGUUCGGUGGAACCCAGACUGGCUAGGUUUGAGUUUAAGUCAUAUGAUAUACAACCACCCGAUUCUGCUCUUUUUCUUCUUCUUUCCAGUCCCCUGCAACUCCCGAAAGCCCCCGACGCACCUCCCCUUGAGGAAACCGAAAAUCCAGGAUCUGCUCUGUUCUUCCUCCCCUGCUGCCGAUUUCAGCUUGGUGAGGGUGGGGAUUUUUCCGGUUUUCUGGCGUGAGUUUCCCCCUGCAGAUUGCCGCCGGCCUCUUCCCCCCUGCCAUGUCCAGUUCUGCAGCUGGAAAAUUCUGAAAACGAAGUCAAGGACGGGGAAACCACGGGAAGUGACGAAUUGUGAUAUGAUAAGUUUCGAGCCUUGUGCAUUUGUGAGACCUUUUCACGAGUGCACGACGUCUGCCACGUCCUCAGAUUUGGGUUCUGAGGCAUGACAGAUUGAGUGGUAUCAGAGUUUAGGUUUAAAUUAAGAGCUUAGGAUUAAAUUAAGCACCUCCAGAUUGAGUGGUAUCAAAGCUUAAAUUUAAUUAAAUACCUAGAUUUAUUUGAAUACCUAGGAUUUGUUUUGGACUUGGCUAGCUAGUGGAUUUUAGAAUCGUGGUGAGAUGAGUGAUGGGGUUAUAUGAGGGACGAUUUUGAUUCAUGUUACCUGAAUUUUCUAAUCCAUUUUGAUGAGAUGGUAAUUUGAUUGUUCUUGUUUCCUGCCUUCAUACCCUGUGUAGAUUCAUGAAAUUAAUCUUGUCUGCCAUGUGCUUAAGACCUUGUUUUGAAACUUGGUCAUUUUCUGAUAGUCUACAUUUGUUUAGACUUGUUACGUAAAUAGAAUUUUUGUAUGCUCUUUUGCUACAAUUGUAAAAUCUGGGGAGUUGCAGAGAUCUUUUGUUAUUGAUCCCGUUGGUCUCUACAAUAUAGCUGGUUGAGAAAUUUAUUCUGUUUGUCACAUGACCAGUGGAAGAUGGGCAACCUUCUACUUUGAAAGAGAUUCAAGGCUAUUUUAGCAAAUGUUGUGUGUUUUCUAGAUGCGUAUUAGGAGUUAGAUAACUUGGUAAUUUCGCUGCUCAUUAUCUUUCUAAAAGUCUUAUAGUGAAGUUUCACUUUUUUCAUUUGGAGCUUCCUAGUCUUUUCAUGUGGCUUAUUUUGCUAUAUUGAUUAAUCAAAAACAAUGAUCAAUUCAAUUGAAAUUGCUUUGUUUUUGUGAAGAUUGGCAAGUUGUCAUAAAGUUAAACUCUUUAUUGUUGCCAAUCUCUACAUUCGUGAUACUUGGAAAUUGCUUGAAACUCUUGAAAUCCAUCUUGAAUCUUUCUUGAGAUUGCUUUGUACUUGUUCUUGAAACUGAAAUCCAAAGGAAAUGGAUAAUGAUUAUUGAAAUCAUUAUUAUCUUGAUAUUUGUCUGAAAUUAAUUCUUGCAUUGUUC
Messenger RNA from Rubroshorea leprosula, 1608 nucleotides. Lineage: Eukaryota; Viridiplantae; Streptophyta; Magnoliopsida; Malvales; Dipterocarpaceae. The record is from the annotation of a GenBank genome assembly.